This is a messenger RNA of Prorocentrum cordatum, 2254 nucleotides long. The record is from the annotation of a GenBank genome assembly. Lineage: Eukaryota; Dinophyceae; Prorocentrales; Prorocentraceae.
UGGUUGGGUCCCUCGCCAGGCUUAGCUGGUUCUGGGCACUGGACAGUCCGAGAAUGUGUACCAUGCUGGCCCCUCUUCGCCGCGCGGUGGUUGUCUGUUCGGGGCCACAAUGCGUGUUCCGACCAAGAAGGCAUUAUUUUCCAUCCGUAGCCAUUUUGGCUCAAGCUCGAGCCUUUCUGGCCUCAAGCUCGUCGUCAAGAACGGCUUCCUCGAGGUGGUGGACGUGAGACCCGGCCUCGCGCGCGCCCGCAGUGAUGGGGACCUCUUCCAGCCCUCGGGCCGCUGUCCUGCCGCCCGCGCGGGCGACGCGGCCCCGCUCGCGCCCUGCCUCGCCUCGCCCCUCAGCACCUCGAGGACGGUGUCGACGUCGAUGCAGGACAGCCACAGUUCGGUCGGUGGCCCCGCCCGCGCGGACGAGGACCGCGAGCGCGUGGUGGAGGGUUGGCCGGAGGCUCCGAGUGACGCCGCGCACGCACUGGCGAGCGCGCCGUCCGUCAGUUCGAUCGGCACCCAGACCGACGAGCACGUGGAUGACAUCAUGUGUCCGACGUGUGGUUCUGUAGGCGUGCUUCAUGGCUGCGGGCACUGGCAGUGCACUACGCUGACGUGCCGACCGACCUGGUAUCAGCGACUGGAGGCUAGGAAAUGGCUGGUCCCACGGGCGCCCACGCGAGUGCUCGACGAGCAGCUCUUCAAGACUCGUCAGCUUUGUUCAGACUGCUGCCCAGAGGGCCGUUGCAUCAAGGGGGCUUGCCCUCGGUACUGUAACUUUGUCUGCAGAAGGGGCACGUGCAAGUUUGGUGCAAAAUGUUCCUUCUGUCACCUGCACGGGCGCUGCGACGCCAGUGGGAAAUUCAAAGGCGAGAUCAAACGUGCAGCAGAUGUUCCACCACCACCGAGCAUCAAUUAAGCCGAUUCCCCACACGGGUGUUGCACACAAGCCUGGCACGGUGGUACACCUGGUUUUCAGUGCGCGUAACAGCCUUUGUAGCCUCGCCCAGAGUGUGUCCUGACGCCAAAGUACGAGAAUGCAGGUGAUGUCUUGUAUGAUGAGGCUUGGAUAAGAAACCCAGCAAGUUUGAUCCGUGAGGCAGAUUGCAGCAGUAUGCUAUAGGGUAGUUGCCACGAGGGGCCUGGAGGGCGUCUCCACUCGCAAUUCCCACGCCGAGCUUGGCUGCACAUGGCAAGUUUCCUGCGCACAAGUUGCCCGUAUCCUCCUCUCCUUUGUCCCUUGUUGGUCAUAGUUAAAUUCCUGUUAUUUGUGUGUUUUUGUUUGUGUGUCCUUGGGCCCCUUGAAAUACGCUCGCUGGGACAGCGCUACCAGAGCACAUCACUAGUCUCGCUGCGUGGGCGUUUGGUUUCUUCUUGCCGUCAGCCUGGACUACUCAUGUGCUCGCUGCUCUAGCCGCUUGCUACGGCAGAAAGUCGGCGAAGAGACGCUGGAGACGUCAGUAUUGCAGUGGCGCAGUCUCCUCCCCUUUCUUCUCAUUAUCCCUUUUCCAUGUGCUUCCACCGCCUUGCAGCGAUUUUUCGGACUAGGUGUCUUCACCCUCAAUUCGAUCACGCCCACUUCCGCGUCCGUGUGUUAAUUUCUGUCCCACCUACGGUCUGACAUAGGACCGGGUGGCAUCCAAGGAGCUCCCGCAAGCCAAGCUUGACCCCGGAAACGUUUAGUGCAAUGCCAGACGUUAUCUGCCUUGUGGGAGAGAGCUUGCCCCUCUUGGCAGUUGUGGCAAACGGGCCGCAAUUUGUCCUUGAGCUUACGCAACACGCUUUUUGUAGAUACCUUUUUUGACGCUGUCAAUAUGUGGGUAUCCAUGGGCUGUCAGAGCCUAGAAACAUGCACACAUGCACGCACAACUUCAUCUUUCUCUCACCGAUCAUCCCUUCCUCUCGCUAUCCUACAACUGCCAUUAUGUACCCCAUUUGAGUUUUGACACCUGCUUGCCCUGCGUGUUUGUUUGUUGCUUCGUUGUUGCCCUGCGUGCGCACGCUUUGCCAAAGUAACCAGACAACUGUAGCAGUGGACGGAUGCCUCUGUCGUAAGACUUCAUUAUCAACGUCGCUGUUUCAGUUGGCACGCCCUGGGAGGCGCUGCCUCAGCCUUCCCCGCCUCUGGGUGCAAAAUUAGUGCACGACCCUUGGUCUGGCCAGGGAGGCAUGCUGAACGCAACACGCGUGGUACGUUUUUCGCUCACCUGGGCCUAAUCCGUGGAGUCGCCCGCCUUUCUUUUUGGCUUCGGAGGGGGAGGGG